AUGUCUUCCGAGAGCGACAACAAGCCCGUCGAUGAGGUCAAGUCGGUGACCUCGUCUUCUGUCUUCUCCAUGUUUGGUGGCGGCGCCAAGAAGGAGAAGAAGGAAGAGGAGGACCGUGGUGACAUUUCCGGCAGCGCGAAGGCCCAGCGCGAGGCAGCCGCAGCUGCGAAGGAGAGUGCGAAGGAGGGUGCUGGCGACGAGGAUGACCAACCCCCGGAGUCGGAGGAUGUCCACUUCGAGCCUGUUAUUCGCCUGACCGAGAAGGUCGAGAUCAAGACCCAUGAGGAGCAGGAAGAACAGGUUUUCAAGAUGCGCGCCAAGCUCUUCAGGUACCAUCCUGAGUCAAAGGAGUGGAAGGAGCGCGGCACUGGUGAUGUUCGCCUGCUUAAGCAUGUUGAGACUGGCAAGGUCCGUCUGGUGAUGCGCCGUGACAAAACCCUUAAGGUCUGCGCCAAUCACUACAUUCUCCCUGAGAUGACCCUUAGUCCGAACGUUGGCUCUGACCGCAGCUGGGUCUGGACGGCUGCUGCUGAUAUGAGUGACGAGAAGCCCGAGGCUGUGACUCUGGCCAUUCGCUUCGCUAACUCGGACAAUGCCAACGAGUUCAAGGAGGCCUUUGUCAAGGCCCAGAAGGAGAAUGAGGCCAUCAUGAGAAAGGCCAAGGGUGAGGACGCGAAGGAGGAGAAGGAGGAAAAGAAAGAGGAGGAGAAGGAGUCCGCCUAA
Molecule: messenger RNA, 723 nt
Organism: Thermochaetoides thermophila DSM 1495
Lineage: Eukaryota; Fungi; Ascomycota; Sordariomycetes; Sordariales; Chaetomiaceae
Product: ran-specific GTPase-activating protein 1-like protein
Exons: 3
Coding region: 1-723 (240 amino acids)
Biological process (GO): nucleocytoplasmic transport
Cellular component (GO): nuclear pore; cytoplasm
Molecular function (GO): GTPase activator activity
Source: RefSeq, a predicted model, not a curated record